AUGAAAUCAGCAUUCAAGAAGGAGCACACGUUCGAUGUAGAGCAGCGAAUAGAAGAGUCACAACGUAUACGACAGCAGUACCCUGACCGCGUGCCUGUCAUUUGCGAGAAAGCGGAGAAGACAGACAUCCCUAACAUUAGCAAAAAAAAAUACUUGGUCCCAGGCGACCUAACAGUGGGACAGUUUGUCUAUGUAAUUCGGAAACGUAUUAAGCUUUCACCAGAUAAAGCGAUCUUCAUUUUUGUUGAGAGUGUGCUGCCCGCUACAUCUGCUUCCAUGAACGAUAUAUAUGCUGAGUAUAAGGAUGAAGAUGGAUUUUUAUACUUAUGUUAUUCCGGCGAAAAUACUUUCGGCCACCUUGCUGCAUCACGAGACAGCCCUUAA
Messenger RNA from Malassezia globosa CBS 7966, 384 nucleotides. RefSeq lists its product as uncharacterized. The record is from RefSeq and is a predicted model, not a curated record. The transcript is spliced from 4 exons. Lineage: Eukaryota; Fungi; Basidiomycota; Malasseziomycetes; Malasseziales; Malasseziaceae. Gene Ontology annotation, cellular component: cytosol; autophagosome. The coding region runs from base 1 to 384 and encodes 127 amino acids. Gene Ontology annotation, biological process: macroautophagy; cellular response to nitrogen starvation.